AUGACAAGUUCCUUUGUUCCCUUUUCUUUGCUGAGUGGAGCGUUUGGGGCUUUGGCUUCUUGCUUGGCCAAGUUUGCUUUUUCGACAGAUACCUUCCUGACUACGUCGAUUCUGGAGGGAUGUAACGACAAGCAGUAUUGUUAUUUGCUGGUGUAUAGUGCUCGAGGACUCUGUUUUGUGGGAACUCUGGCACUGAAUAUUUUCAUGGUUGGAAGCUUCUUGGAGGGAAUGGAAGAAAGCGGGAGUAUCGCGGGAACGGCCAUGUCCACUGCGGCCAAUUUUGUCGUCUCUUCUGCCUUGGGCUUUUUGCUUUGGGAGGAAGAAUUCUCAAGAACAUGGCUCAUGGGAUUCCUCUGUGUCGUUGUGGGGACCAUCCUGUUGUCUACCGUCCAUGUCGAGGAAACUCCAGCCGAAAAGGAAAAAGAGGAAUGA
Seminavis robusta is the source of this 432-nucleotide messenger RNA. NCBI's taxonomy places the organism in Eukaryota, Bacillariophyta, Bacillariophyceae, Naviculales, Naviculaceae. The record is from the annotation of a GenBank genome assembly.